Ipomoea triloba (trilobed morning glory) is the source of this 2073-nucleotide messenger RNA. RefSeq names its product glucan endo-1,3-beta-glucosidase 8-like. The transcript has 2 exons. The record is from RefSeq and is a predicted model, not a curated record. Lineage: Eukaryota; Viridiplantae; Streptophyta; Magnoliopsida; Solanales; Convolvulaceae. Gene Ontology annotation, molecular function: hydrolase activity, hydrolyzing O-glycosyl compounds. Gene Ontology annotation, cellular component: plasma membrane. The coding region runs from base 443 to 1957 and encodes 504 amino acids. Gene Ontology annotation, biological process: carbohydrate metabolic process.
UAGUUUUGGACAGCAUAAUUUGCCAUCAUAAGGUCUUCGUGGUCAAAUUCUUUCCGCAUGGUUUUACUAAUGUGGUUUAUUGUACUUUAGCAUCAUAAAAUGUAAUUAAUAUAUGGUUUCUAUUUUGUAUAUUAAAAAAAAAAAAGUAUUGGUUGAAAAAUUAGUAGUGGUAUACUGGUAUGAAUCUACGGUGAAUCCUUGGUUUCCCAAAUUCCCACCGCGAAAUUCCCAUCUUUUACUCUCGUUUACAAACAUGGGAAUACUUAAAGCGGGAAUAGACCACACUGUUACAAACAGGAUUACUGUUUGCUUUCGAAAAACUCCAUCUCUUCCUUUCUUCCCAGUUCCCACCCAACCAACGAAAUACAUGUACUGAUAUACAUCAUAUAUCAGCCUAAAUUCUGGUCACACUAGCUUCCGAUCCGCUGCCAUCAAAAUCCAAAUGGAGCGGAGGUGGAGUUGGGUGGCGGUUUUGUUGUUGUUGUUGGGAGCUGCUUAUGGUGUAGAUGGGUUUAUCGGCAUUCACUGGGGCAGAUUUGCAACGCAGAGCUUGGUGCCAUCAAUGGUGGUGGAUUUGCUUCUGCAAAAUGGGAUAAAGGAGAUCAAACUGUCGUCGCCAUCUCCCAACGUCCUGGAGGCCUUGCAGAGUUCCAGUUUAGGCGUCACCGUGGCCUUGCAGAACGAUUUCAUCAGACGCCCCAAAUGGACCAGUAAUGUAAAAAACAUUAGCGGUUGGGUGAACGAACUUCUUCUCGAGCCUGUACAAAGAGGAGUCCCCAUCAAGACAUUGAUUAUUCUGGAAGAACCUUUAUCGCUUUCCCGUACCCAAGUAUGGAAUAUGACUGACGUUUUCGAGGAAACUGUGAGUAAUCUGCAGAUAUAUAACCUUUCGCACAUCAGAACCACAACCAUACAUUCCACCGACGUUUUGAAGAAUGUAAGCAAGCCAUCGGAGGCCGAUUUCCGCGACGACAUCAAGGACAGGAUGCUCCAAUCCCUAAAGUUGUUUAAGAAGGCCAAUUCCUUUUUCAUGUUCAAUUUGCUCCCCAUCUUCUCCGUCAAGGUCAACAAAUGGCCAAUCGAAUUCGCUUUCAUGGAUAACAACUCCAGUUUCACCAUCGUCGACGGCAAAUACACUUACACAAACGCCUUCGAGUUCCUGUUCGAUUGCCUCGUCGUCUCGCUUCAAAAAGCAGGGUAUCCUGAUAUGGAAAUCGUGAUCGGGGAGAUCGGAUGGCCGACGGAUGGCGAGAAGCACGCGACUCCGGAGAAUGCGGAACGGUUUUACCGCGGUUUUCUCAAGCAUAUAUCGGAGAAGAAAGGGACGCCUCGCCGUCCCAACAGGAACAUCGACGUCUUCCUUUCAUCGUUGACGGAUGAGAACAAAGUUCCACUGCAAUUGGGACCGUCGCAACGUCACCGCGGGAUCUACAACUUCGAAGGCACGCCCAAGUUCAAAAUCGAUUUCACCGGAAAAGGCCGCGACAUCUUCCCGGUAACCGCCAAAGGCUCCGUGAAAAUGCCGUCGCGGUGGUGCGUAUUCAACGGCGACACCGCCAACAUGACCAAAGUGAAUGAGCAAUUACAGUUGGCUUGCACCUUCUCCGAUUGCACAUCUCUGUCUCCCUCCUCUUCCUGCAGUAACCUCAACCUCACAUCCAACGUCUCUUACGCUUUCAACAUGUUCUAUCAGACCAGCAACCAAGAUCAAAAAAACGGGGGCUGCUAUUUUGCAGGCUUGGGUGCACUAACCACUCUCAAUCCUUCCGUGGGUACUUGUGAAUUCCCGGUCGAGAUUUUGACUGCGGAGAAGGUAGACGGUGGUAUUCAAAUCCCCUUUUAUAUUGGUUAUGACAGAUCUGGCGGUCACGCACUCAGAUCUUCCCAAACACCACAAGUCUUGUUCAUUGCUCUUUCAUUCUUGUAUUUGAUCAAACAAUUAGGGUAUUUUGUAUGAGAUUUUGAUUUUGAUUUUUUUUUUUUGGGGAUCCAGAGUUGUAUCUUUGGGUUGUCAAUAUAUUCAUUUUGAUUUAAAUGAAACUGGUGUUAAAUGAAAUUGCAGUUAUACCGAAA